Messenger RNA from Guillardia theta CCMP2712, 4683 nucleotides. RefSeq lists its product as hypothetical. The transcript has 24 exons. NCBI's taxonomy places the organism in Eukaryota, Cryptophyceae, Pyrenomonadales, Geminigeraceae. Gene Ontology annotation, biological process: cellular response to calcium ion. The coding region runs from base 1 to 4683 and encodes 1560 amino acids. The record is from RefSeq and is a predicted model, not a curated record. Gene Ontology annotation, molecular function: calcium-dependent phospholipid binding. Gene Ontology annotation, cellular component: plasma membrane.
AUGCGGAAGGGUGCAAGAGAAAAAGGAGUAAACAAGGAAGGAGAAAAAUGGUCUAGAGAAGUCCAGCACAAUAUUGAAAUGACGACCAUCCUCCCUCCGCUCAACCUGAGCAGCAUAUCGGAGAACAAGACACAGGAGGAAGAAGAAGAGGAGGAAGGGGAGGAACAAAACCUGAGCACUCUCCCCUUCCAUGAGACCUACUACCAGCGAGCUCACCAUGAUGUUCCGCUGGUCAUGGACCAGCUGGACACCAGGAAUGGGAUGAGGAUAUGGAUGAACGACUCGCGCGUGCAUGAGGCGAUGAGGGGCAAGUACGACAUCAGGCCCAAGACUCCUCUAGAGAUUCGUUUCCAGCGAGCUGGUAUGAAGAGUGCCAGAUACGACUCCAUCCCGUCGCAGCCUUAUCUCUUCCAAAUCACUUGCGCCCGCCUGCAACGUAGCAACAAGUCGAUCGAAUGCGACCCAAUGUGCAUCGUGCUGAGAAAGGGGACUGACGCGCUCGACGACGAGUGGAACGAAGUCUUCAGGACAGAACGUGUGGAGAACAACUCCAACCCGCACUUCGAGAGGAAGUUCGUGGUCAACUUUCAUCGUGCGAGGACGUACCGGGGUGUGGAGGAGCAGAAAGUUCGGUUCAUCAUCGUCGACGACGAGUACGCCUGGAAGCCUUCAAAGACGCUCACUUGGAAAAAUCACGCCAUCGCAACCAUCGAAACGACCCUAGAUGAGAUAGUGGAUGCGAACGAGAUCGGUCCGAGCAAUGUCUUCUCGGUGCCUCUAGAGGAGCCGGAGAAGAAGAAGGUGCGAUAUGGAACGACGCAGGACUUUGGGAAUAUCAUCAUACACGCCAAAAAGAUCGACUUCUUCAUCAAGUGCAGGCCCAACGGUGCACAGGCGGUGGUAGAUAGGGAGAUCCCAAUCUAUCGCCCAAGAGUUGACCGAUGGAUUGAUCAGUUCACAUCGCACGCUCUUGUUCUCUUCGAGAAGUUUGCCGCCCUCGGUCAAGCUCACGCGACAGAAAGCAGCCGGUCAAGCACUCUCGACACCCAGGAGUUUCUCAGUCUCCUGACAAGUCUGGGAGUUCUUGUGAUGGGAUCAGUGGAGAACGUCGAUAUAGGCAUACAAACUCAGCGGUUCGAUCGCAAACUUGGCCAGAUCACGAAGACAAACGCCUUCUCCAUCUUCCAAAUGCACGGCUCCAGCGAAGCUACCAAAGGGACAAUGGAACUUGACUUCGACACUUUCCGGAAAUGUGUCUUGGACAUUGCAGCCUUGUUGAAGCAGAACAUAGAGUCGAAGCACGCAACGUCACUGCACGGGCGUUCGUUGAAGGAAGUUCGCACUGUUGCAGGCCAGAGGCAACAGGAGGAGCAGGAUGAAGCCACGACGUCGGAGAAUCCGACGGGCAGCUCCCACAAGAAGCACCCGACGACCCCGAGGAGGUUGACCAUGAAUGCGCGAGAGCUCUGGAGCAAGGCUGAGACUGUUGGUAGAACUGGAACUGAGAUUGAAGAAAAUUUCAGCAACUCAUUGAUUGAUGGGAUCUACAAGUACGUCAAUGGGAACGAUAUCACGACCUCCCUCCGGGCCUCAAAGAUUUUCCUCCGCCUCUGUCGCGCGGCGAACGCCAAGGGAGAAGUAUGGCAGUGCUUCAGGUUUGACAGCAAAGUCGUCAACCUACGAGAAGCCUUCUGCAACUCAGCGUACAACUCCAACGAGCUUGUCCAUGGUAUCGUCCUUUUCUUCAACGAUCUCAUUAUGGACAAGUUCGAGUUUGGACCAUCCGUCCCGAGCCUCAACAGCCUUUCUCAAGACUCGGUCAAGUCGGUUGCCAACCCGCCGCAGUCUCCGCAUCCUCCCUCUCUUCCUGCCCCUGCUCCUCCCUCUCAGAUCCGGUCGGGGGGGGUCAAGCAAGGUAUCCAUCAGCUCAAGUGCAACAUACUCGAGUCCUUCACUGUGAUGCUCAACGCCCCCAACAGCCUCAACCACUACUACCUCGAGGGCCUCCUCCUUUCCGGCCUCUUCGAAACCAUCGCCGACAGGUUCGAGGGGAGGGGAGCGGAGGGCACAGACGACGAGGACUUGUACGAGCUCCGCUGUAUCGUCAAGAUGGUCACAACAGUAGCGGAGAAGGGAAGAGAUCGACUGCCCCCGCGUACCAUCCGCACUGCGGUGCAGGCAAUGCAGCGAGCAAUUAAGGUCGUACCGUUCUGCUGGAUGCAAGAGGAGGCCCUCUGCAUGCUGGCUGAGAUCGGGAGGUACUGUCAGUUCAAGGCUGGAGACCAGGUCGUUCGUCAGGGAGAUGCGAAUGUGGCGGGUUACCUCGUCAUCUCAGGAAGCUUGCAGACGGUGUACACAUCCCUUCGUCAUCACAAAGUCAAGAACCUGUCCAAGAUCAGAGCAGGAGACGCCUUCGGCUCCUUCGACCUCCGAGACGACGAGCCGUGGAGUGCUUCUGUGUUCGCCACGUCCUCCUGCAAUAUCCUCAAGAUCUCCAAAGUCGCCAUCACCCUCGUUGCUCAGCGGUUCCCAGACUUCCAGAAAGCCUUCCUCCGCUCCACUGGCAAGCCUCCUCCUCCUCCUCCUCCUCGCUCCCCUCCUCGCUCCCCUCCUCGCUCUCCCACUCGCACCUCUCCUCUUUCCUCCCCUCGCUCCCCCACUCGCUCCCCUGCUCGCCCCUCCCAUCAGCGCGCUGCCAGGGACGUGCAGGUCAAGGAACCGUCAGCCUCCUCUAGCCUGCCAGACAUCAUGGUGGAGAGGAAGAAGAUGCUGCGGUCAAUAUGCCGCAGGCAGGCGACAAACUUCGCCAAGCUCUGGCCGAGGUGCAAGUUCAUCCUGGAGAGCAUCAUCAACGAGAGGAAGAGCCUCAAGUUCUCGGUAACGGAGAUGGAGAAGAUCGAUCUCGUCCUCACCAUCCUCAUCUCCUCCGUCUACCCCCACGAGGUCGAGAGCAUCAACAACGUCGGCAUGCUCCUCCCCCUCCUCGACCUCAUGAAGCAUCAGAACCUGCACAUUUCCUCCCGUGCCGUCGUCGUGAUCUCGUGGAUCUGCGAUCACUCCACCAUCCGCAAGAAGAUGGCAGGGGCUCUGCACCAGCCGCCCGCCUCCUCCCUCAUGGAAUGUCUGCUCUCAAGGAUCAACUCUAGAGUCCACGAGAUGUCGGACAACGUGCUGAAGUCGCUCAAUAGCCUGCUGCAGGAGAAACCCUUCGCCCUCGAGCUUCUCAGCAACAACCUGGUGUGGAAGGUUCUUUCUUCCCUGUCCUCCUUCACUCAGUGGGCCGAGCAAGACGAGACUUUCUCCAACAGUCGAGGGGCGGAGCUGAGCCUGACGGUCCUGAGAUCAUGCGCCAAGUUCGAGGAGGGGGCCCAGGAGCUGGUCAAGAACAACGUGGUGGAGGCUUUGGAGGAUAUCUUCAGGAGAAUGAAAAGUCCGAUGAAUGUCAGACUUUGCGUGGAGCACAUCGAUCUCCUGCUGAGGACUAUCAUGAACACGAUGUCCAUCGAGUUUGGAACGUCUCCGAUCCAAGUAGCAAGGAGGAAAUUGUCUGUUUUCAUCCCCGAGACACCCAUGAUAACGAUCACGUACGAGCCGGGGAAGACUGUGGAGCCUGAUGACUUCAAAACAAGGGAUGUUUCCAGAGCCAAACUCUUGUUCAAAGACGUCAAUCUUCUCAUUCACAGGAUUCAAGCUGCUCAGGACUCCAUACGAGACAACGGCGAUGAACGGAGCCAUCGCCACAAGGCCCUGUCGUCAGGAAGACGUCUCACCCUAGCAAACGUGUUUGUGGAGGAGAUGAAAGGAGGCAGCAUGCAGUCCUCCGAGAUGCUCCCGGUGGACAAGGAGUAUUCCUUCGAGGAUCGCAAACGACACAUCUCUCGUCUGAUUGCCAUCGCCAUCGAUCAAGCGGGUAACCUUGACCUUGGUUGCUGCCCCUCCUCUCCUAGUCUUCUUUGGCUCUUCUCUUCUUCCUCCGUCUCUUCCUCCCCGCUUGCGAAGGUCGAUGCAACAGUUUCCACUGAUCGUCUCGGUUCAGAGGAGUCGUGGGAUAGCAACGUCGGUUGGCUCAUGGGCACACAAAACAACCGAGUCUCCAAGGCGCUCCUCGAGGAGUGGAAUUUGCUGCGCGAGUUGAGCCAUCGCCGGGCCAUCGCCGAAUCCAUCGUCAACGUCCUGUCGCAGGACGGGGACAAGAAGUCGAACCCUUCCGCCCGCUGGCGACUCACACCAGUCGCUCUCUGCGCGCUGGAACGGGUGGACACGACUCUGUCAGUCUUCGAGGUCCAGCUUGCUGGGCAGAGGGAGUCAGAUCAGGCGCUGGAGAAGCUGGGCGUUCGACGGAAGCGCAGUUAUUGGAACGCUCGCAAGAGCCUUACCAACGAUCUUCUGAUCGCAUUGAGUCCUGUCCGAGCUGGGCAAGAGCUGGCAAGGGCAAUCAACAUCUUCCUCAACCUGAUUCAGCGCCACUCGUCGCCCAUUGAGCGAUUCCGGGCCGCGAGUCGUGCGGUGUUAGCGAUCGUUCGGAUCAGCAAGAGCGCUCAGACUGUAAAAGCCAUGAGGAUCGUUCUGGAAGGGGAGGCCAUGGAGAAAGCAGCGAUCAGUCUGCAGCGGAUUGCUCGGAAGUACAUGAAAUGGAAGAGAGAUGAGGCGGAGGAGGAGUCUGUUGUAAAUGCUUGUAACUAG